CACGCAGCCAGCCACCAAACAAAACAACGGUGACUGCAGCAUCCGCUCUGCUUUCCAUGCCUGCCUACGGUGCGGUAGCUGCACUCACCAGAGGACUCGACGACGACACCGACGCUUGCUCCGACACCCCUUCUUUCGGCACGAUACCGGAUCGAUCUGCCGCAGACCGUUUCCCCCCCGCCCAGCAGCGCUGCCCCCCGCCAGCCAGCAAAGACGGCCGAGCCCGACCGUAUCGCAUCGUUCGAAGCAACAUGUCCCGGACCCCUUCCCUUUCGCUCCUGUCGCUCCUGCGACUGGGCCUGUUCGCCGUGGCGAUCCUUCCCUUUCUGGGCCUCCAGUUCGGCUCCCUCCGCCGCCUCCACGGAAAGGAAGGCGACGAAUCGUCGCCGCCCCUGCGUUUCGGGGAGCCGCAAGCGAGCGGUUUGCGGCCAUCCACCGAAGAACAAAACGACCACCACCAGAGCCUGCUGGACCGCAUCCACGACGAAACGAGGCGAUCGCGGCAGACCCCCCCGACCGGGGGGAAGGGGACCGCCGAUACGGCCGCCCCCCCGGGGGUUCGUUUGUCCCCGUUUGCCACAACCACUACCACAACCUCUGCGACCGACGACUCGGUUCGGGUCCGGACCACCCGGGCCAGGGGGAGCGCGGUGGUUCCGAUGGCCGGCCCCGGUCCCCUCGGAACCGUCCCGGUCCCCGGGCUUCUUCCGCCGUCCAUUGUCUCGACGUCCGCCAUGGUCGGUACCGAUCUUGCGUCGAGCAACGGCGGCGGUAGCAACCAAGUGCGCCGGACCCGGACGUCCGCCAGGGCCGGAAGCAUCCCCAACGAUUCCUGGCACGUGCCGGUCCUGGCCGCCGGCACCGGCGUCGGAACCGGCCCGAAACCCUCCGGUUCCCCCGGGAGAGAUCGGGUCCGGUGGGAGGGAGGGUCCGGCUACCCGGACUCCCGCUCCGGAGAGGGGCGGCCCGGCGGCUACAAGAUCGUUGCCUUUGCCGACUUCAAUUACAAGGAACUUGCGGUGAAGUGGUACCAGCGCCUUUCCGACCUCGGAUACGCGGAACACACGAUCGUGGUCUACGACGAGGCCACGGCGGACUUUCUACAGACGCUCAACGAUCACCACCAGCAGGGCAACCAGAAGAGCCACGGCACCGACCUCGACGGUGCCAAGUCCAACGCCAGCGACGACUCUCGCUAUUACUACCGCUUCGAGAAACACUUCCUUCCCCCCCCACCGGAAAAACUCGCCAGGAUCAAGAAACGCACAAAGCGCCAGCGCAAGGCCCGCGAGCAACUCUUUGCCUGGAGGUGGCACUAUUUGCUCGACCAGCUCAGGGGGGGGACGUCGAUCCUCCUGAUGGACGUGGACGCCCUCGUCAACAGAUACCUAGACAUCGGGGGUGGGGAGCGUGCCAGCGAAGACAACAGCAACGGCAACGGCAACGGCAACGAUACCAGCAGCGGCGACGAGGAGUACCUUUCAACCGGUGAUACCGAUAACGAAACUGAUACAGAAMCUGAUACCGAAACUAAUGCAGUUGAUCGUACCGGUGGUCGGGUCGACGACUUUUGGAGAUACGACGUCCUCCAUGCCUACGAGAGAGAAUUCACGGUCAACGGGGGAAUGAGCUGGCUUCGGGCGACAAAUUCAACUGUUGCCUUUGUCGAGCUGCUCGUCGAAAAAUGCGGAACGAUGUGCGACGACCAAAUCGUCCUGAACGAGCUGCUGGGACUGGACGACGACAACGCCGAAGCGCACAGGGGCACAGGCGGCCUGAGAAUGGAGUGGGGUGCAUCGCACCCCAGCACCGGCCGGUCUGCCGUGACGGGACACUCCGUCAAAAUCUGGGAAAGAGACUUUGUCUUUCGCGGAGUCGUCGCGGCCGACAGCAACGUGAACGGCGAGACAAAGCCGCCAAAGUGCCCUCCCAAGGAAAKAAACUGGAUAUCCAUGCCCCGCAUCGACGAUCACAACGUCGUGGUGAAUUUGCUGGACCAACUCCCACCAAUCCAUACCUCCAAUCGGCUCCGCAAGCCCAAGGUCCGAAAACGAAAACACAGACUCACGCGGGCCUCGUCCCACAUGUACAAGUUGGCUCUGUACGACGUGUGGGAUACCUAUUGCGGCUAUAGUCCUACUGACUCACUGGCCGUAAGUAAAAAACAAUGAGGACGGCCCUAAAACAGAAGAUUCAAUCGAUAAGAGGGACAGAAGCAUCAUAUGCUGUGUAAAUAGCU
Messenger RNA from Pseudo-nitzschia multistriata, 2239 nucleotides. Lineage: Eukaryota; Bacillariophyta; Bacillariophyceae; Bacillariales; Bacillariaceae. The record is from the annotation of a GenBank genome assembly.